Saimiri boliviensis boliviensis (Bolivian squirrel monkey) is the source of this 2987-nucleotide messenger RNA. The record is from RefSeq and is a predicted model, not a curated record. NCBI's taxonomy places the organism in Eukaryota, Metazoa, Chordata, Mammalia, Primates, Cebidae.
AGACGAGGCCAACUUGUGGCCAAGCUCCGGGGCACGGCGGAGGAGCUCUGUUUCUGAUUUUUCUCGCCUUCCUUGGAGAUGCCUGUGCUUGGAAAGGAAGGCAGAACAUUGCAUCUUGGAACAAAUCUGCUUUUGAUCAUGCAAAUGAAUGCCUGGUUAAUGUAGGCAGACUGUCAAUUUCACCAGUUAGAAAGAGAAAGGAAAGGGGGGGAAAUUCCCCAUGACAGCGACUGAUGAAGAAUUUCAAUAGAAAGCUGCUACUUCAGAAAAUAAGAUCAUUUGCCGCGAAUGGAGAACAUCUCAGGCAGUCCUGAUGCCCCACCGGCUCCGGGGAUCUCCAACGGCCCCAGGGAGAGAGAAAGAAAUGGGAAACAGCAUGAAAUCCACGCCUGCGCCUGCCGAGAGGCCUCUGCCCAGCCAAGAGGGACUGGACAGCGACUUCCUCGCCGUGCUGAAUGACUACCCGUCUCCUGACAUCAGCCCCCCUAUAUUCCGCCGAGGGGAGAAACUGCGUGUGAUUUCUGAUGAAGGGGGCUGGUGGAAAGCUAUUUCUCUUAGCACUGGUCGAGAGAGUUACAUCCCUGGAAUAUGUGUGGCCAGAGUUUACCAUGGCUGGCUCUUUGAGGGCCUGGGCAGAGACAAGGCCGAGGAGCUGCUGCAGCUGCCAGACACGAAGGUUGGCUCCUUCAUGAUCAGAGAAAGUGAGACCAAGAAAGGGUUUUACUCGCUGUCGGUGAGACACAGGCAGGUAAAGCAUUACCGCAUUUUCCGCCUGCCCAACAACUGGUACUACAUUUCCCCGAGGCUCACCUUCCAGUGCCUGGAGGACCUGGUGAACCACUAUUCUGAAGUGGCUGAUGGCCUGUGCUGCGUGCUCACCACGCCCUGUCUGACACAAAGCACGGCUGCCCCAGCAGUAAGGACCUCCAGCUCACCUGUCACUUUGCGUCAGAAGACCGUGGACUGGAGGAGAGUGUCCAGACUGCAGGAGGACCGUGAGGGAACAGAAAACCCACUUGGGGUAGACGAGUCCCUUUUCAGCUAUGGCCUUCGAGAGAGCAUCGCCUCUUACCUGUCCCUGACCAGUGAGGACAACACCUCCUUCGAUCGAAAGAAGAAAAGUGUCUCCCUGAUGUACAGUGGCAGCAAGAGAAAAAGCUCCUUCUUCUCAUCGCCACCUUACUUUGAAGACUAGCCAAGAACAGACACAAUGGUUCAUGCCCUAAAGGAACAGAGGUUCCAACUAUUGCCUGGGAUCUUGCAAAAAGCAAGAUUCUCUGAUCCCCAGGAAACUCAUAUAUUUUAGGAGCCAAGAGAAGCCACAUGGAGGCUCAAAGCUGCAUCUUCUGUAUCCACAUCAUGACCACAGGAACUCUGGCCUGCUGUCAUCAGGGCUGUGGCAUCAUGAAACAUUGGGUCAUGACAUGUCAGGCAAUGCUUAGAAGAGCUCAGCAUGUAUCUAUGCACACAUUGUGUGUGGGGGACACAGGACAAAGCCACUCUCACAAGAAAGUGCACCAGGAUCAUUCCCCCAGGAACUGGACCUGUCCAGACAGCUACACUCCAUGGUCAUUGGAGAGAACUUCUGUAGCCAAGGCUGAGAGGGAGAGGAAACAAAAGCUAUGGCCUGGCAGAAGGUCUAGGUUUGGCGAUGCAUCCCCUGAAUGGAACUACUUUAACCAAUCCAUAGGGAUCUCUGAGAUGCUUUCCUCUCUUUUUAUAGGAACUCUGUGACACUAAACAUUAGCCCGAAAAACUUCUGAGCCUUCCAUUGGGAGAUACCUUGGGCCUGCUCCUGCACCAAAGCCAUGUGGGUGGAAGUCAGAUGGCCUCCCUGAUUCUGCAGAGGGCCAGAAGCAUGAGAGAGAGGAAGGCUGCUGGCAGGGAAAUCGAGGGGGCAAACCUAGAACUGCACCAGCUUUCCUGAUGUCUGCAGCCACGGCUUUGCAGUGCAGAGAGAGCUUCUCUGGAAUGUUGGGAUUCUUGCCUACAUUAAUGCAUCAACUAUUCAUUUAUUGCCUGAAGAGGCAUUGCAUUAACUCCUAUGUAAUGUGUCAUGUAGGCCAGAAAAAAAAAUUCAUAAGUCCCCAACCCCCAGUAGAGAUGUUCACAGUGUAGACAGGUUAAAAAGUGGUUAAAAAAUAAUAUGUAAAAAUAGAAAUCACUCAUGGCUUAGGAUGGAACUGGAGGCAGGUGAGGAACACUCAGGAGCUCACUUUCUGGCUGUUCUUCAGAGUGAAAGGGAUGGAUGGAUUGGGUAAGAAUAGCUGAAUUUUUAAAAAAGAAAUGGAGACAUUCUAAAGAAUGAAUUCAUCCAGUACUUUAUUCUAAGAAGGGUCUGGCAUCCAUAUGAGGAAAAAUGCUGAGCUCCAGGAAAGUGGGGAAUCCAAGUGGAUUAAUGAUGUCACGCAUAAUUUUAAGAGACAAGGGAGAAAACACAGUGUAUAGCCAGAGAAGGAGAAGCAGGGAUCUCCGGAGCUCCCAUCCAAAUCCUGUUAGGAGGAGAGUGGGCUGCAGAUGAGUCUAUGACUCAUGUUCCCUGUUUCAAAGGGAUCCUGGGGUAGAAGGGGCACAUGCUUUCAGUGUCUUUCCCUGCCUUCGAAGUCUGUCUGCUCACAUAAGCAUUCCGUCCAUCUGAGCUCAUUGUGCUAGUGGUAUGUAUAUGUGCAGUUUUUCUGUAUCAUAGAUUCCAGUGUGUUUAUACAAGGAGGCAUCUGUGGUUUCCCCAACAAUUCCAAAAGGCUAUUUCAAAAGAACCAGCCAACGUAUGAGAAAUGAAUGUAAUACUGUGGUCACUGACUUCCCGCAUAAGGCAGGGUGAGCCCUGAACUCCAGAUGUCUGCACAGCAUCUUAAGUAUUGUUUUCCAUUGUGACGAACGUGAUUGGAAUGUUGGGGAGCACCCAGAGGGAUUUCUAAGUGGGGAGCAUUACACUUCGCUAAAUCAUGUAUUUAUUCCUAAUUAAAAUAAACCUAAUAAAUAUUUAA